AUGCCACAAGCGAAUGACCUCCAAGCAAAUCUCAUCUGCAAUGGGACACCUUUAGCUGAGUAUCCCGUUCCUUCGGCAGCACCAAACACGGUCUUCUGCGAAUCCACACCGGGCCAGACGUUCCAUGUCAAGCUCUCGGGAUCAAGGGCUCUUUUUGAUCGCGUAGUAUAUCUAUACUGUGACGGUGUCUUGAUGGAUAGCUAUGCCAUCCAUCGUCAUCAACUUCCAGCAAUCACCUUUCAUGGUAUCUAUUUACAAAACGAUUUCACUAAAAUAAUGCCAUUCAAGUUUUCGAAAAUCGAGCUUUGCGAAGAAGAUAAUAGUCAUCCAGAGGAAAUCAUUAAAAACUUAGGAACUGUAUCUUUAGAAUUAGUUCAUUGUACCUUGGGUCAUACUCUACCAUGUUAUCAGUCCUUUAUUCCUUCCGUCGCAUCAAAGGAUAAAUUUUCUGAAAGAAACAAAAAAGCGAGUAUAUUCCACAUACCGUCGG
Molecule: messenger RNA, 490 nt
Organism: Melampsora larici-populina 98AG31
Lineage: Eukaryota; Fungi; Basidiomycota; Pucciniomycetes; Pucciniales; Melampsoraceae
Exons: 1
Source: RefSeq, a predicted model, not a curated record